Messenger RNA from Sapajus apella (tufted capuchin), 3098 nucleotides. RefSeq names its product SP110 nuclear body protein (gene SP110). Gene Ontology annotation, cellular component: nucleus. Lineage: Eukaryota; Metazoa; Chordata; Mammalia; Primates; Cebidae. Gene Ontology annotation, biological process: regulation of transcription by RNA polymerase II. The coding region runs from base 630 to 2903 and encodes 757 amino acids. The transcript has 21 exons. The record is from RefSeq and is a predicted model, not a curated record. Gene Ontology annotation, molecular function: DNA binding; DNA-binding transcription factor activity, RNA polymerase II-specific; protein binding.
ACUUAGGCUUGCUUUCUACCAAAGGAACAAACACCGAUCUGGUGGGGACAGACUCCAGAACACUGAUGAAGACACCUUUUCCAGUAGGCAGGCAGCGUCACUGUGACUACCAGGUCUUGCAUAUGUCUGGUUCUCAGUCUCUCUCUCUCUCUCUCUCUGGCUCUUCCUCCCUCCCUCUCUAGAACAAGAAAGGCUAGUAAGCUGGGCCUCUGUUGAACACAGCUGUCCCAUGGGGCUCCGACAAGGCCUGGCAUAGAUAAUACCCGCUGCUCCAGCACCCGCCUCUCUCUUCUCUCUGCCUGUAGGCAGCAGGCAGGCCCAGGACACCAGUGAACUUGGCAUUUUUGAAAAUCUUCCAGCUUCUUUUGCUUAUAAGCACAAGGCCAUUGGUGUUCCCCAGCAGACUGGUGGUAAGAUUGGGACUUCAGAGAUACUGCUGCUACUAGAAAGCCCUGCUCUGCAACAUCAUGCGUUAACUCACACUGGCCCCUUAUUGCGUGUAUCAAAGCACAGACUUCCUGUUUUGCCUGCUGGCAUCUCCCUGUAAAUAUCCCAGUCUUACAGGAGUGAUCCCUGUCCCAGCCCCUGGAACCUGGAAAAGGGCAGGGACAACAAGCCCAGCGUCCAGGAUGUUCACCAUGACAAGAGCCAUGGAAGAGGCUCUGUUUCAGCACUUCAUGUACCAGAAGCUGAGGAUCGCCUAUGCCAUACACAAGCCAUUUCCCUUCUUUGAGGGCCUCCUAGACAACUCCUUCAUCACUCAGAGAAUGUACACGGAAUCUCUGGAAGCCUGUAGAAAUUUGGUCCCUGUAUCCAAAGUGGUGCACAACAUUCUCACCCAACUGGAGAGGACUUUUAACCUGUCUCUUCUGGUGACAUUGUUCAGUCAAAUUAACCUGCAUGAAUAUCCCAAUCUGGUGACGAUUUACAGAAGCUUCAAACGUGUAAUUCGGAGUCUCUCCAGGGUACUGAUGUAUGUCCUUUCACCAAUCCCAGUUGGUGAACAGCAGAGCAGAGCUUCCUGUGAACAGCAGAGCAGAGACACACCAAUCCUACUUGAAGCCCCAACUGGCCUAGCAGGAGGAAGCUCACUCCGUACCCUGCUGCCGCUGCCGCCACCACAACCCCCUCAACCAAGCUGUUCAUCCUGUGCACCAAGAGUCAGUGAGCCUGGAACAUCCUCACAGCAAAGCGAUGAGAUCCCGAGUGAAUCACCCAGCCCAUCUGACCCUACCCUGCCUCUUCCUGGACUCAUCCAGGAAGGAAGGAGCACUCCAGUGACCAAUGACAAGUUAACACCCAAAAUGAAUGAGGAAGAAGACUCAAAAGAGAUGCCCAGCCUCCUCGCUAGCACUGUACAAGUCACCAGUGACAACCUGAUCCCCCAAGAAAAAGAUAAAGAAGGCCUUCAAGAGAUGCCCCACUCCCCCUUGGGCCCUAUGCCAGAGAUAAGAGAUGAUGGUCUAGAACCAAAUGACCCAGAAGAGCCCCAGGAGGUAUCCAGCACGCCUUCAAGCAAGAAAGGAAAGAAAAGUAAAAGAUGUAUCUGGUCAACUCCAAAAAAGAGACAUAAGAAGAAAAGCCUCCCGAGAGGGACAGCCUCACCUAGACAUGGAAUCGAAAAGAAGCUCAAAGUGGUAGAUCGGGUUCCUCAAAAGAAAGAUGACUCAACUUGGAAGUCCACGGUAAUGACAAGGGCCCAGAAGGCGAGAACUCAGCGUGCCCGAAAGUCUAGAUCAGAAGAGAUCAGUGAUGACACUUCAAAAAUGAAUGAAGGAAAGAGGAACCAAGAGACGCCUAGCACACCAUCAAGGGUCAAGCAAGAAAAGAGGAGAAAAGAAUAUGGCCUGUCAAGUUCAAAAAGAAAACAGAAAAAAAAACUCCCAAGAGGGGCAACCUCACCUGGGCAUGACAUCCAAGAGAAGCUCCAAGUGGUGGAUAAGGUGACUCAAAGGAAAGAUGGCUCAGCCUGGAACUCAAAGGUCAUGACGAGGGUCCAAAAGGCAAGAAAUGAAUGUACCCAAAAGUCCAGAUCGGAAGAAAAGAAAAGGGAAAAAGAUAUCUGUUCAAGUUCAAAAAGGAGACUUCAGAAAAACAUUCACCAAAGAAAAAAACCCAAAAGUGACACUGUGGAUUUUCACUGGUCUGAGCUCUCUGUGACCUGUGGUGAGGCAAAAGGGAUUUUAUAUAAGGAGAAAAUGAAACACGGAUCCUCAACGAAGUGCAUUCAGAAUGAGAAGGGAGCUUGGCUCACACCAAAAGAAUUUGAAAUUGAAGGAAAAGGAAGAGACACAAAGAACUGGAAACGGAGUAUAUGUUACGGAGGAAAGCCCCUGUUAGAGCUGCUGAAGUGGAAAAAGUCGGAUGAAUGCGAGGUGUGCUGUAAAGACGGACAACUUCUCUGCUGCGGUACUUGUCCACGAGCCUUCCAUGAGGACUGUCACAUCCCCCCUGUGGAAGCCAAGAGGACCCCCUGGAGCUGCACCUUCUGCAGGAUGAAGAGGUCUUCUGGAAGCCAGCAGGGCCAUUAUGUAUCUAAGAUCCUGGAGAGGCGGAUGCAGCCUCCAGAACAGUUGAAAUGUGAGUUCCUCCUCUUGAAGGCCUACUGUCAUCCACAAAGCUCCUUUUUUACUGCCAUCCCACUUAAUAUUCGAGAUUACGGUGAGCCCUUUCAGGAAGCGAUGUGGUUGGACCUGGUUAAGGAAAGGCUGAUUACGGAAAUGUACACGGUGGCAUGGUUUGUGCGAGACAUGCGCCUGAUCUUUCACAACCAUAAAACAUUCUACAAGGCUUCUGCCUUUGGCCAGGUAGGGCUUGACUUAGAGGCAGAAUUUGAAAAAGAUCUCAAAGAUGUGUUCGGUUUUCACAAAGCCAAUGACAGCAGUUUCCGGACUCCUCCUUGAACCUGUUCCGGAAAGGCUGAAGCAUCUCAACCCCAGGAUCCAGCUGAUGAGGCCCUGGCCUGGACUGUUGAUCACCAGUGAGCCUGGGAUGUAACUGGCUGCCCUCAGGACCCAAACCCAGACCCUUCAAAGGAUUAUCACACCCUCCACCACCUUUAUUCUUUCUCUUUGCCUUUGAAAGGCUAUAUCUACACU